UCAGUUCCGCAAACCGCCAAAAAAGUGAAGAGAAGAAGAAGCAAAGGAAGAAGCAUGGCUGCAGAUAUGAGAUUACCGACUAUUAGAAAAACCGUGUCGCUAUCAGCGUCUGCUUUUGACCGAAAAGAUCUGGUCGUACCGGGGGAUGUUAUUACUUCAGACACUGGGUUCAUGAGGGGUCAUGGCACCUACGUUGAUGACGACAAGUUGACAGCUUCAGUCGCAGGAGAGGUGCAGAGGGUGGACAAACUCAUCUGUGUCAGGCCACUUAAGACCAGGUUUAAUGGUGAGGUUGGAGAUGUUGUGGUUGGCAGAAUUACAGAGGUGCAGCAGAAAAGAUGGAAGGUGGAGACAAACUCCCGACUGGACUCUGUCCUCUUGUUGUCUUCUGUAAACCUGCCAGGAGGAGAGUUGAGGAGAAGAUCAGCAGAAGAUGAGCUGACCAUGAGAGAAUAUCUUCAGGAGGGAGAUCUCAUCAGUGCAGAGGUGCAGUCUGUCUUCUCGGAUGGAGCUCUUUCACUUCACACCCGUAGUUUAAAGUAUGGAAAAUUGGGUCAAGGAGUACUGGUCCAGCUUUCCCCUUCUCUGAUCAAGAGGCAGAAAACGCAUUUCCACAACCUGCCGUGUGGCGCAUCCAUUAUCCUGGGGAAUAAUGGCUUUGUGUGGUUGUAUCCCACACCGGGCCAACAAGAGGAGGAAGCUGGGGGUUUCUACACCAGCCUUGAGCCUGUCAGCCUGUCGGAUCGAGAGGUCAUUUCACGGUUGAGAAACUGCCUGCUGGCUUUGGCUGCGCACAAAGUCCUCCUGUACGACACCAGUGUUCUCUACUGCUACGAAUCAUCACUUCAGCACCAGGUGAAGGACAUCUUAAAACCAGAGGUGAUGGAGGAGAUUGUAAUGUUGACACAACAGAAGCUCUUGGAACAGGAGGGUUAAAGAGCCCAAAGCCUUGUCACAAGUCAAAAUCACAUCAGGCCAGCUGUGGACCCGACCACUGAUCUGAAAGCUGAAUUAGCUUUAUUUUCUUAGAGAUAUAAUUAAAUUGUCAAAGUCCAACGUGUUUUAUUAAAGGAAACCAGUAUUAUUGUUGGGUUGUUUUUAAUAGCAAACGCAAGUGAAGUGUAACUCGUUCAAUGUGUGCAGCAUUCCAGCUAUUCUAAAGUUUUACAAAAUAAUAGUCAAUAUUUUUUUUUUUCAUGUGAGAUAUAU
Molecule: messenger RNA, 1209 nt
Organism: Pundamilia nyererei
Lineage: Eukaryota; Metazoa; Chordata; Actinopteri; Cichliformes; Cichlidae
Gene: exosc2
Product: exosome component 2
Exons: 9
Coding region: 55-936 (293 amino acids)
Biological process (GO): poly(A)-dependent snoRNA 3'-end processing; nuclear polyadenylation-dependent rRNA catabolic process; U4 snRNA 3'-end processing
Cellular component (GO): nuclear exosome (RNase complex); cytoplasmic exosome (RNase complex)
Molecular function (GO): RNA binding
Source: RefSeq, a predicted model, not a curated record